Molecule: messenger RNA, 1537 nt
Organism: Coffea eugenioides
Lineage: Eukaryota; Viridiplantae; Streptophyta; Magnoliopsida; Gentianales; Rubiaceae
Exons: 3
Coding region: 213-1067 (284 amino acids)
Biological process (GO): endocytosis
Cellular component (GO): clathrin vesicle coat; membrane
Source: RefSeq, a predicted model, not a curated record
AACAAUCCGAUCCAAAUCCGACCCAAAGAGAGAAAGAAUUUGUAUUCUCCCACCACCACCGGGCCACCCCACCUUCCCUCCAGCCUCCUGUCUCUUUACUCCUAAGCUACCUAAAAACAAUUAACAUUGCACCUUUACCCCAACUGGUUUUAUUGUUUCUUUUUUCUUUCUCCUCUUCUUCUUGCUUCACAGCUUAGACUUCAUCCGACGCGAUGUCCUUUGAGGACGACGAAGAAUCCUUCGAGCACACCCUUCUGGUGGUCCGCGAGGUCUCCGUAUACAAAAUCCCUCCACGUUCCACCAGCGGCGGCUACAAGUGUGGAGAAUGGUUACAGUCCGACAAGAUCUGGUCCGGUCGACUUAGGGUCGUGUCCUGCAAUACCCGGUGCGAGAUACGACUCGAGGAUCCGAACUCCGGUGAGCUAUUCGCUGCUUGUUUUAUUAAUCCUGGUCAGAGAGAGAACUCCGUGGAGCCUGCUCUCGACUCUUCUAGGUACUUUGUGUUGAAAAUUGAAGACGGAACUGGGAAGCACGCCUUCAUUGGAUUAGGCUUCAAUGAGAGGAACGAGGCUUUUGAUUUCAAUGUGGCGUUGUCUGAUCACGAGAAAUAUGUUAGGAGAGAGCAUGAGAAGGAGACUGGCGGUGCCGCCGGUGAAGGCAGUGACGAUAGUCAUAUCGAUAUUCACCCAGCUGUCAAUCAUAGGUUAAAGGAAGGUGAAACUAUCCGAAUUAAUGUGAAGAACAAACCUUCUAGUGGAACAGGCAUGCUUUCAGCUGCAGGAAUGUCAAGUGGACAUCCUGGAACUGUAAAGGCCAAAACUCUAAGCCUAGCACCACCCCCCAGUGGAGGAGUGAGGAUUAGGUCUCCUCUCCCACCCCCUCCCAAUGAUUCUGCAGCUGCUAGGACGACUUCGGGAAGCCAUAAUACUACUCUCAAGGUGCCUGAGGAAGUUGCCAGACAUUCUGCUGAUCCACUGGCAGAUCUGUCACAACUUGAGAAGAAUCUUCCUACAGCCACUGGAACAGGUUCUAAUAAGGCCACUGCAGCUGGAUGGGCUGCUUUUUGAUCAUGUUAGCAUUUGACUGUUGGUGGCUCGGAUCUUUGUCUCCUGUUGUAUUAAAAGAGAUGAGAAAAAUUGAAAAGAAAAUUCAUAACUGAAGGAAAUUCAAUAUGUGCUCCAUCUUUGGAGGAAUAAUUAUUCUCGGAAUGUGUUGAUAUCGUUCUUUUGACAUACUUGGACUGCUGAUCUCAAAUUUAUAAACGUAUAACACAAGAUAAUUCUCUUUCCUGGGUUUCUGCUCCAAUGUUUGUUUUUCUCCAAGUCGUGAUCAAGUGGUCGAAUUGCUUUUACAGUGUUGCAGUUCUUUCCCAAAGAACAAGCCUUUCGGGGUAGUGGGUAAGGCUUAGUAUAGUUUUGUGUGGUAUCGCCUCUUGGGGCGGGUUAGAUUUGUAUACAUUUUCUAUGUACAAAUUUGUCCAAGCCUGAAUGGCACAUGGUUUAUUAAUGUUUUAAUCCUUUGGGUGUGUUUGGAUUGA